Sebastes umbrosus (honeycomb rockfish) is the source of this 2925-nucleotide messenger RNA. Its product is annotated as transmembrane protein 25. The transcript has 9 exons. Lineage: Eukaryota; Metazoa; Chordata; Actinopteri; Perciformes; Sebastidae. The record is from RefSeq and is a predicted model, not a curated record. Gene Ontology annotation, biological process: negative regulation of excitatory postsynaptic potential. Bases 1213 to 2346 code for a protein of 377 amino acids.
AAAUAAUUUCCCCAUUUCCCAUCACCGCAACUUGGUGUUUAUAGCAGUACAGAAUUAAAUGGAAACCAGUGGCUGAAAAACUGUCCUUUAAACCUGAAUGUUUGCGGGAACGCUUUGCUCCACAGUGUUUGCACAUUCUUUGCAGGAGUUUCAUCCAUUGUGUCACUGAAAGGUGAGUGGGUUUUCUUUGCUUAAAUGCAGCAGGAGUUACCUGUUUGUGUCUAUCACCAACCUGUCCUGUCAGCAGUAUGUUACAAGUAUCUGUUUACAUGUAGGGAUGGGUUCAAAGUGUGUUAACUUGUAUCAUCAAUCAUGAAGCCUAACCUUCUGUUGACCUUGUUCCACGGUUGAUUGAAGUAACAGGAACAAGGAAAUACAGUAUUUGCCAGACAUUGCUUUUUGGCUUGUUUUCAAGGCACUUCAGGACAGAGUUUUCAACUAAAAGUGACAGUAUUUCCUGGAGAGUGAUUUAAGCUUGAAUUUUGACAUUAGCACUGGACAUAUUAUUACAUGAGCUUGUUUCUUUUGUCUGCCUUUUUUGGCUGCAGUGCUCUGCAUGCCGCUGCUCAGGUCUGUAGAGCUGCACUGCAGAGGCUCUUCAGUCUGAAGUAAUUGAGCUCAGACACUGUGAGCCAUGUUUGUGUAUCAAGGGUUACUUUAACAUGCCUGGUGACAGGAAGAGAUCGGUUUACCCCCUCUGAGCUGACAGUUUACUCUCCUUCAUCCACCACAAGUCCAUGUAGUGGAUCGUUAAAGAUUGAUGUUUUUGCACACUCUUGUCUUCUAGCCUGUGUAUCCUCUCCCACAUCAGCUCUUUUUUGUCCCUCACGACUCUGUGCCCACUCUCCUCUCUCUCUCUCUGCAUCCUCUGCUGCUUUCCCUUUCUCCCUGCCUUCCUUCUCUCCCUCUCUCAUCCCCUCCUCCCUUCCCACUCUCUCCUCCUGACUGCCUGCGUCAGCCAGCUAGUAAACGUUGCUACUGGAGCUGCUGUACCCUGCAGAGUGUGUGUGUGUGUGUGAGAGUGUACGCAGAUGGGAAAGCAACUGAGUCAGGGAGGGCUGCCUCUCAUCCUCUCCACUGUUUUCACCAUCCUUCACUCUCCCUCCUCUACACCUCCGCUGCCAUGGAGCUCCAGCAGGCUGAAUCACAACAGCGUCUGCAGAAAGGGCUGAGGUAGAUGUGUAUGCGUGUGCGCUGCUCCGUUGGGCCAGUAUGGAGUGUGCGUGUCUGAGAAGGUGGGCGUCGGGCUCUGCCGUCGUGUUCCUUCACACACUGGCCUUAUCCUGGGCAGGUGCAACUGAGCCCGCUCCCAAAAUUGACGGACGGCACCGAGCGGCCGUGACGCUGCAGGAGAAUAUAACACACUGGUUCAACUGCCAAUCAGACGGCUGGGAUCCCCGCGCCCGUCCCUUGCUGACGUGGUACCUGAACGGAGAGCAGCAGAGAGAGCCGCCGCCCAAACAUGGACAUUUGAAAGACCUUGAGGUCAUCAGACCGGGGCCCAAUCACAACAGCACCUUCUCCCUGCGGGCCAGGAAGUGGGACCGGGAGCUGGUGUGUGUCGCGUCGAACCCCAGGACGGGAGAGAGCUACAACGCCACGGUCAAACUCAACGUCCAGUUUCAGCCAGAGAUCCUCAAGCUGAACGCCCACUACAGUGAAACCUCACACCCCGGUCUCUCCCUGGUCCUCUUCGCCUUGGUACGGUCCAACCCGCCUGCCACCAUCACCUUCGUGGACCAGUCAGGCCAGCAGGUAGCCAACACUUCCGACUUCCUCAUCCUGGACAAGCGGAGCCACCCCUGGUUGACCAAUCACACGCUGAAGGUCACGCUGGGUAGCCUAUCAGGGAACAUCUCGAUGAACGUCAGCAACAGUGUGGGAACGGUGCAGAGCAACCUCACGCUGGCAGAGUUCCUGCAGUCUCGUGUGGAGGUGCCCAUGCUGGGAAUAGUGACCGGGGGAGCCAUGGCCUUCAUGGCCCUCCUCAUCCUCAGUCUGAUAGUCCUCUGCCUCAUGCAAAAAAACAAGACCAAGUCCUUUGACGAGCCAGUGGAGAUUCUGAUGACCAAGAAAAGCGACUCAGCCAAUCUAAAGACAGAGAAAGCUGAUAAGACCUACAUCCCCAGAGACAACAUGUCUGUGCCAUCCAACAUGCAGCUCAACGACCUCAACACUCUGAGAAAAGCCCGAGAGGCCGCCGUGCAGAACAGUGUGGGAGAGAAGAAGGAAGAGGAGGAGGAAGAUCUGUCUUUAGCCUACGCCGCCAGAGGUUUUGCCAGAUAUCCGAUGGUGGGCUACAUCUAUAAGGUGAACAGCACAAGCAGCGAGGAGAUCUGGCUCUGACUGACCUCAAAGUUACGCACAAACACUGUUACAUGCAUGCAUAACUACUUCCAACGGUGCAAACCCAGAGCAACUGCCAUUCAACCAAUCAUCAGUCACCUUCAAAGCUGGACCAGGAUGACGAGGAUGUCUACAUACAGUAUCAACACACUCCGUUCCUCAAGUUCAUCCAUGAACUUGAAUUUCUUGUUCACAAAAAACAAAACAUGUGGAUGUUUCUGUCUCUCUGAAUCAAGUGCUCUGGUCUAUAUACACCCCCGAUGUGUCGUCUCAACAAUGCAAAGUCUGAACUCUACAUAUAAAUGCUCAUAUUCUCUAUGUUCGAUGACAUGAUCUCCUCCUGUAACCACAUGCUCAUGAUGUCCUCCUCCCUUUUGCAUUACUGGAAUGCAUUAACUGUUCUAUGCUAACACCAGAAAGAUACUCUACUGUACGUGAGAUUUUGACCAAUAAUAUCCAGAUAAGAUGGUGCAUAUUUAUGGAGUUUGUAUUUGUAUAUGGACAUGUAAUAUGUAUAUUUGUAUGCAUAUGUAUAUGUGUAUAAAAGAGGACGUCUAAUAAAGAUAAUAUUGAAAUUGU